AUGUCCAGGCCGAGCAGCGUCUCCCCGCGGUCCCCGGCCCCGGGCGGCGGCGGCGGCGGCGGCGGCGUCGUCGUCGUCUCCUCCCAGUGCGGCUCCGGCUCCGGCGGCGGCGGCCGGGCUAAGGGGCUGAAGGACAUCCGCAUUGACGAGGAGGUGAAGAUCGCCGUCAACAUCGCCCUGGAGCGGUUUCGUUACGGGGACCAGAGGGAAAUGGAAUUUCCUUCUUCUUUAACCAGUACUGAAAGAGCUUUUAUUCAUCGAUUGAGUCAGUCUCUUGGUUUGGUCUCUAAAAGCAAAGGAAAGGGAGCAAAUAGAUACCUAACUGUGAAGAAGAAGGAUGGAUCAGAAACAGCAUAUGCAAUGAUGACCUGUAGUUUGACUCAUAAUACAAAACAUGCUGUUAGGAGUCUAAUUCAAAGAUUCCCAGUCACAAAUAAAGAGCGUACUGAACUUCUGCCUAAAACAGAACGGGGAAAUGUGUUUGCAGUUGAAGCUGAAAACCGAGAAAUGAGUAAGACAAGUGGACGGCUGAACAAUGGUAUACCUCAGAUUCCAGUGAAAAGGGGAGAAUCAGAAUUUGAUUCUUUUAGGCAGUCUUUACCAGUGUUUGAAAAACAAGAAGAAAUUGUCAAAAUAAUUAAAGAUAAUAAGGUGGUUUUAAUUGUUGGAGAAACUGGAUCAGGAAAGACCACACAGAUUCCUCAGUUCCUUUUAGAUGACUGCUUCAAAAAUGGAAUUCCCUGCCGUAUAUUUUGUACUCAACCCAGACGUUUAGCUGCUAUUGCUGUGGCUGAAAGAGUUGCAGCAGAAAGAAGAGAGAAGAUUGGCCAGACAAUUGGCUAUCAGAUACGAUUAGAAAGCAGAGUUUCUCCAAAGACUCUUCUGACAUUUUGCACUAAUGGAGUAUUACUUCGCACAUUGAUGGCAGGAGAUAGCACACUAUCAACUGUGACACAUGUUAUUGUGGAUGAAGUGCAUGAAAGGGAUCGAUUUAGUGAUUUUUUACUGACAAAGUUAAGAGACUUGUUACAGAAGCAUCCAACUUUGAAACUGAUUCUUUCUAGUGCUGCAUUGGAUGUGAAUCUCUUUAUAAGAUAUUUUGGAAGUUGCCCAGUGAUAUAUAUACAGGGAAGACCAUUUGAAGUAAAAGAGAUGUUUCUGGAAGACAUUUUAAGAAGCACAGGAUACACAAACAAAGAAAUGUUAAAAUACAAAAAGGAAAAACAGCGAGAAGAGAAACAGCAAACUACUCUUACUGAAUGGUACUCUGCUCAAGAGAAUAGCAUCAAACCUGAGUCUCAGAGGCAAAGAACUGUUCCAAAUGUUACUGAAGAAUAUGAUUUAUUGGAUGAUGGGGGUGAUGCUGUAUUUAGUCAAUUGACUGAAAAAGAUGUGAAUUGCCUGGAACCGUGGCUAAUAAAAGAAAUGGAUGCUUGUCUUUCUGACAUAUGGCUUCAUAAAGAUGUUGAUGCGUUUGCUCAGGUGUUUCACCUUAUUUUAACUGAAAAUGUUAGCGUGGAUUACAGACACAGCGAAACCAGUGCAACAGCACUAAUGGUUGCUGCAGGAAGAGGUUUUUUGAGUCAAGUAGAACAGUUAAUUAGUAUGGGAGCCAAUGUCCAUAGCAAAGCAUCAAAUGGCUGGAUGGCUUUAGAUUGGGCUAAACACUUUGGACAGACUGAGAUUGUAGACCUUCUGGAGUCUUACAGUGCUUCGUUAGAGUUUGGAAAUCUAGAUGAAAGUUCCUUAGUCCAAGCAAAUGGAAGUGAUCUCAGUGCAGAAGACAGAGAAUUAUUGAAAGCAUAUCAUCACAGCUUUGAUGAUGAAAAAGUGGACUUGGAUUUGAUCAUGCACCUUCUCUAUAACAUCUGCCAUAGCUGUGAUGCUGGAGCAAUCUUAAUUUUCCUGCCUGGAUAUGAUGAAAUUGUUGGACUGAGGGAUCGCAUUCUGUUUGAUGACAAGCGUUUUGCAGAUAAUGCACAUAGGUAUCAAGUCUUUAUGCUUCAUUCAAACAUGCAAACAUCUGAUCAAAAAAAGGUACUAAAAAAUCCACCCUUGGGUAUUCGGAAAAUAAUCCUUUCUACCAAUAUUGCAGAAACCAGCAUUACAGUCAAUGAUGUUGUCUUUGUUAUUGAUUCUGGCAAGGUGAAAGAGAAAUCCUUUGAUGCCCUGAAUUACGUUACGAUGCUAAAAAUGGUGUGGAUUUCAAAAGCCAGUGCUAUCCAAAGAAAAGGCAGAGCGGGGCGAUGUAAGCCUGGAAUCUGUUUUCGUCUAUUCAGCAGACUUCGAUUUCAGAAUAUGUUGGAAUUUCAGACACCAGAACUUCUGAGAAUGCCACUGCAGGAGCUUUGUUUACAUACCAAACUAUUAGCACCUAUUAACUGUCCCAUUGCUGACUUUCUUAUGAAAGCCCCAGAACCUCCACCAGCUUUGAUUGUUAGAAAUGCUGUUCAAAUGCUCAAGACCAUAGAUGCCAUGGAUAUCUGGGAAGAUCUGACUGAGCUUGGAUAUCAUUUAGCUGACUUGCCAGUAGAACCUCACCUUGGUAAAAUGGUCUUGUGUGCUGUCGUUUUGAAGUGUCUGGACCCUAUCCUUACCAUUGCCUGUACUCUAGCAUAUAGAGAUCCUUUUGUGCUACCCACACAAGCUUCUCAAAAGCGUGCAGCCAUGCUGUGUAGGAAACGUUUUACUGCAGGCACCUUUAGCGACCAUAUGGCACUUCUGAGAGCUUUUCAGGCAUGGCAGAAAGCACGAAGUGAUGGCUGGGAACGAGCUUUUUGUGAAAAGAAUUUUCUCUCACAAGCUACCAUGGAAAUCAUCAUAGGCAUGAGAACUCAGUUGCUGGGUCAGCUUAGAGCGUCAGGUUUUGUUAGAGCACGAGGUGGUGGUGACAUUCGGGAUGUUAACACAAACUCUGAGAAUUGGGCUGUGGUUAAAGCUGCAUUGGUGGCAGGCAUGUAUCCUAAUUUAGUUCAUGUGGACAGAGAGAAUGUAGUAUUGACAGGACCAAAGGAGAAAAAAGUACGGUUUCAUCCAACUUCUGUUCUCAGUCAACCUCAAUAUAAAAAGAUUCCUCCAGCCAAUGGCCAAGCAGCAGCUCUUCAAGCACUCCCCACAGAUUGGCUUAUAUAUGACGAAAUGACCAGAGCACACAGAAUAGCCAAUAUCCGAUGUUGUUCAGCUGUGACACCUGUCACUGUUUCAGUAUUUUGUGGACCAGCUAGAUUGGCAAGUAAUGCUCUUCAGGAACCUUCAUCUUUUAGAGUGGAUGGUGUUCCUAAUGACAGCAGUGACAGUGAAAUGGAAGAUAGAACCACUGCUAAUUUGGCUGCAUUGAAACUGGAUGAAUGGCUAAAUUUCAAAAUGGAUCCAGAGGCUGCCAGCUUAUUGCUCCAACUCAGACAGAAAUGGCAUAGCUUAUUUUUGCGUCGUAUGAGAGCUCCUUCUAAGCCUUGGUCUCAAGUUGAUGAAGCAACCAUAAGAGCAAUUAUAUCUGUUUUAAGCACAGAAGAACAGUCUGCAGGACUGCAGCAACCAUCAGGUAUUGGCCAGCGACCAAGACCAAUGUCUUCAGAGGAACUUCCUUUGGCAUCUUCUUGGAGGUCAAAUAAUAGCAGGAAAAGUUCAGCAGAUACUGAAUUCUCUGAUGAUUCCUCUAAUGCAGAAAGAGUCUUGAUGAAGUCUCCAUCUCCAGCAUUCCACCCACCCCAAAAAUACAAAGAUAGAGGUAUUUUACAUCCUAAACGAAGUUCUGAUGAUCGAUCUGACCAGUCUUCUGUGAAAUCUACAGAUAGUAGUAGUUACCCUAGUCCUUGUGCUAGUCCUUCUCCUCCAUCCUCAGGAAAGGGCUCAAAAUCCCCUUCACCAAGACCAAAUAUGCCAGUUCGAUACUUCAUAAUGAAGAGUAGCAAUCUGAGAAAUCUUGAGAUUUCUCAACAGAAGGGAAUAUGGUCUACAACCCCUAGCAAUGAACGGAAAUUAAAUAGAGCCUUUUGGGAGAGCAGCGUGGUUUAUUUGGUGUUUUCUGUUCAAGGAUCUGGACAUUUCCAGGGAUUUUCUAGGAUGUCUUCAGAGAUAGGACGGGAAAAGAGUCAGGACUGGGGUUCAGCAGGUCUGGGAGGAGUGUUCAAGGUGGAAUGGAUACGGAAAGAAAGUCUUCCUUUUCAGUUUGCACAUCACUUACUUAAUCCUUGGAAUGACAAUAAGAAAGUACAAAUAAGCAGAGAUGGACAGGAAUUGGAGCCCCAGGUUGGAGAACAACUUUUACAAUUAUGGGAACAUAUUCCUUUAGGAGAGAAAAAUGCAACUGAUUGACAUUUAGCUUAUGGUAGCAUACUUUGAGGUAUUGUUGAAGUUUUCUAAAUACUGACUAUUUUAUGUUGAUAAAGGACUUAAGCUAAAUAUUUUAAGCCACUUUAAAAAGGUCUUUAGAUGCGAUGUCACGUCUGUUUAUGACCACUGGAUGCACUGACUUGCAGAAACUAAAGGUGGAGGUAAUGACUUAUGACUGGGCCCUUGUAAUUCAUGAUCUUGCUCUAGAAUCACCAUCUUACAAAAUAAAAAAGGAUAAUUUUAAUGUUUGAAGAUCAUAGUGAAUGAUAAUACAGUGUAUGUUGGCAGUUUUUUUAAUUGAAUAAAACUGGAAUAAAUUUGUUUCUUCAUUUGA
This is a messenger RNA of Vombatus ursinus (common wombat), 4666 nucleotides long. It is a transcript of the gene YTHDC2, whose product is annotated as YTH domain containing 2. NCBI's taxonomy places the organism in Eukaryota, Metazoa, Chordata, Mammalia, Diprotodontia, Vombatidae. Gene Ontology annotation, molecular function: ATP binding; RNA binding; protein binding. Bases 1 to 4314 code for a protein of 1437 amino acids. The transcript has 29 exons. Gene Ontology annotation, cellular component: intracellular anatomical structure. The record is from RefSeq and is a predicted model, not a curated record.